Messenger RNA from Linum trigynum, 1245 nucleotides. Lineage: Eukaryota; Viridiplantae; Streptophyta; Magnoliopsida; Malpighiales; Linaceae. The record is from the annotation of a GenBank genome assembly.
AUGGAUGGCAAGCUGCCGCGCUCCUCCCGCAAGCGCCCUCGCAACGAUGAGUUUGAAGAUGAGGAAUCGACGAAACGCUCCAUGCAGCAGAAGAAAGUAAGGUUUCCGAAAGGGAAGAAAGUGAAGCCAGGGGAUGAUUCCGGCACCGUCCCCGCAGCAGCUGGUCCUGAAAGGGUUGGACCUCAAGACAAGCUCGCCGACGACGCUGACGCUAGACUCGCUGCCACCGAGCGUGCGAAGCGACGUAACCAGAUCACCGCUGAACUGUUUGACGGCGAAGUCAAUGACGUCUCUGCAGCCGAGGUCACUUAUGAGGAUAAUGACAGUUUUGUUGAUGAUGGGGUUCAAAUUGAACCAUUUAAUCUUGACAGAGAGAGGGAAGAAGGUUAUUUUGAUGCUCAGGGAAAUUUUGUUGAAUAUGUCAAUGAGAAUGACUUCAAGGAUCCAUGGCUUGAUACUGCUGAAGUUGAUACAAGAUAUGCUAAUUCCAAGGUAGCUGAAGACAAUGACGAAAGUGAAGCCCCUGAAAUGUCUUCUGAUGAGACUGGACAGAUAAAGAGGCGAAUUGCAGAUUUGCUUGAACCAGGGGAAACGGUUUUACAAGCUUUGAGAAGGUUGAAGGGAACCUCAAUUGGGAAGAAGGAGAAAAUGUCAGCUGAGACACAACUUCUAUUUGACCAGCUUACUGAAGAUGCUAACAAGCUGCUGGAUAGUGGUGAAUAUGAUGUUUACCAUGAUAAGCAGGAGAUUUUUGAGCGCGAGGCAGAAGGAUAUGAGAAGUUAGCUUCUGCUAGAGGAAAAGACACAUUGAUAAAUCGGGGACAAGCGGAUCCUUACAACACAAGGACACACAUGCUUUCUGAUGUGGGAACUGUUGGAGCAUCCUCUUCUAUAGUGUCUAGUGCUGAUGCUGGUACUUCAGGCCUUAAUGGAAACAGUGUAGAAGCCUCUGAUGAUGGAGCUGAUGCAUAUGACAUGUUUGGAGAUGAAGAUGAUAACACUACUGCUAAUACAUCUGCUUGCACUGAUGCUAUCGCUACUGGCUCUGUUGCUAAUGCUGGAGGUUUGCAGAGUGAUUAUGUUUAUGAUGAAACUUCUGGUUACUACUACAGCAGCAGCUUGGGUUAUUAUUAUGACCCAAACACUGGGCUAUACUGCUCUGCGACAUCGGGGCUAUGGUACUCCUUCAACGAGGAAACCAGCACCUAUGACCUAGUCAGCGAGACCGCGCCAAAUGCUUCUUGA